Macrosteles quadrilineatus (aster leafhopper) is the source of this 1247-nucleotide messenger RNA. Its product is annotated as thiamin pyrophosphokinase 1-like. NCBI's taxonomy places the organism in Eukaryota, Metazoa, Arthropoda, Insecta, Hemiptera, Cicadellidae. The record is from RefSeq and is a predicted model, not a curated record. Gene Ontology annotation, molecular function: thiamine binding; thiamine diphosphokinase activity; ATP binding. Bases 66 to 839 code for a protein of 257 amino acids. Gene Ontology annotation, biological process: thiamine metabolic process; thiamine diphosphate biosynthetic process. The transcript is spliced from 6 exons.
UCAUACACUACACCUAACCUACAUAAUUUUGAGGAUUCAAAUAGGUAAUUCUUGCUAAACGAAGAAUGGCAACAUUAUGGAAAGCUUUGACCUGGUUUGAUGGAAAGAAUUGCAUUGAUAUAGGUCGUUUUGCUGUAUUGGUUCUAAACCAACCUAUAACACUUCCCAAGAGAUAUAUGUUGGACAUCUGGAAUGGAGCAAGUUUCCGAGCCACAGCUGACGGAGGCACAGACAGAUGGUAUGAGUUUGUUGCAAGUAUCUCCAGUAGAGACCACACUCUAAAAAAAAUACAUCCGGACCUUAUUUCUGGGGAUUUUGACUCAGUGAAACCAGAAACGAUUAAGAGAUGUCUGGAGAACAACGUAAAAAUGUUAAAGACACCUGACCAAGAUAAAACCGACUUUACCAAAGCCCUGGAGGAGAUUUGGAAAGAGACUGGUGGUGAGAUAGAUAGUGUGAUAACGAUUGUAGAUAACUCUGGUAGACUAGAUCACAUCAUGUCUAAUCUGAACACUCUUUAUGAACCUCAUCAACACCGGCUUUAUUUAUUGGGGUCUAACUCGUUGACAUGGUUGUUAGCACCAGGGCUGCAUCAUAUUCAAGUGCCUCAGUCUUUGGUGGUCUCUAAAGCGCAUUGUGGCCUUAUACCUUUAGGAGAGCCUUGUACGGUUACUACUACAGGAUUAAAGUGGAACCUGAACAAAGACAAAAUGCAGUUUGGAGGUUUGAUCAGCGCUUGCAACCUGUUCAGUGAAAACAACUCUGGUCUGGUCACGGUGGAGACAGACAACCCCGUAUUGUGGACGGCAACCGUGGUGAGGAAAGACCACUCAAGAUGAAGAGAAACUGCAAAACCUCUCCAAGGAAUUCUGCACUAAACGUCUUCCAGUCAAAAGUUCCAUUUGCAACUCUAAUUAAGUUAUUUUUAAGAUUUGUUACCAAAUACAAGUAACUUAGUGAGAUAAAAUGACUAGACCCUGUGAACCCUGGGAAUAAUGAAUUGACUUAAUUAUGCCUAUUAUUUGGUGGAAAUGCUGGGAAGCUGCGUGCCUAGUAACCAGAGUAUUAAGCUUUGACUGGAACUAAUUUAUUUGUAACUUUAACACCUAUUCAGGAAUUCAUGACUUUUACAAUCAACACAUAAUUCAAUGCCCAUUAAGUAUGUGUGUGACAACCAUAACUUGAACUUUUAGUUCGCGAGAUGAAGUAGGCAUAAUUAAAUCAAUAAACCCUGGGUUUAGAAAUGG